Molecule: messenger RNA, 5095 nt
Organism: Arvicanthis niloticus (Nile rat)
Lineage: Eukaryota; Metazoa; Chordata; Mammalia; Rodentia; Muridae
Gene: Fbf1
Product: Fas binding factor 1
Biological process (GO): cilium assembly; establishment of epithelial cell polarity
Cellular component (GO): ciliary basal body; ciliary transition fiber; centriole
Source: RefSeq, a predicted model, not a curated record
GGAGGCGGCGAGGUGGGACUGUCGCCGGCGUAGAGGUGGUAGGCCUGGCCGAACAGAGCGGACUGAGUGGAGUCGGAAACCGGGGCUCUGGUUGGGCUGGGUUUCCGUGGCCUUGUUUCUGAAAGGACAGCUCUUAACAGGGCCCCUAGGGAUUAGGGAGAAGCGCUGUUGUGUCUGGGUUCAGAUGGGAUGGGCGCGCGGGGGAUGGAACAUUGAGGGGCACCAUGCCUGGCCUGGCGCGACACUCCCAGAACCGCUGUGGCUGAGAAGCGGGCUCGCGAAUUUUAAAAUGCCUUCAUGGAGUUGGUUGCAUAUGUGAAGAUGUGACAUUAUUCUGGCCCUUACAAGCCGCUCCUAGAAUAUGUCCCCCUGUUUUGGAAGCUGCGACAGAAUGCAUAGGAGAUAGCAGAAGUUCUUGAUGUGAUAGGACCCAAAACGCGUUUGGACUUGUAGGUCGCUAAAGUUGCCAUUGCACAGGAGAAACACAAGCAUUCCCCUGUGUCCACAACCCCAGAUACACUUUGCAUUUUAGUAAGAGGCUAGGCACACCGAGAAGACAGAUGAGCGCCGCAGCCGCCUUUCUUCCUAGGCAUGUGAAGGGAAGAUGAACUUACUGGGCAAGAAUUCCCAUGACUGGACAGUGCUGUGAGGAGCUGCAGAAAGCCCCAAGCCCAGGAUGGCACUAAGAACCAAGAAAGGAUUGAAAGGAUCCAUUGAUGAUGUCCUUGGUGAUCUCCUGGGAGAUGACACCACACUGCUUGAGAAGCCAUCUUCACAUGCAAAAGACACAGCGAGCUCGCCUCAGUGGCCGUCCUCAAAGGCAAAGUUCCUCCCAAAAGACACUGUUGAAGGAUUGGCAGGAGCUGAUGCUGAGGUCUCCAGCGUCUCGGAUGCAGACCCGCAAGUCUUUUUGCAGAACAUGAAGGACUUGGACAGCAUGGAUGAUGAUCUGUUUGGCCGGAUGAAGUCUCACACACCCCCCGGCAAAGGAACUGCAAAGGGUUCUGGGAAAGAAGUACCUAGCAAUCCCAAGCCUGCGGGCACAUUAACAGCUAAUGAGAAAGGGGACACCAUUCCCACUAAGAAGGCACCACCAUCUUCCAGCAAGUUUGGGCUUCAGUAUAAGAAGUUUUCCUUUGAAGACUUUGAAGACCCACUGGCAGGACUUCUCUCUGAUGAAGAAGAAGAAACUGCCAAGAAGCCACCAGCGAUGGAGAGUAGACUUGCUUCCAAGAACCCAAGCACAGCAGCAGGCCAAGGUCCUUCUGUUCCUCUAACCCCUGGGGAUACGCCCAUCCGGAAGAAAGAACAGCUGUUUGAUGAAGGGGAUGACAUCAUGAUGACCCUGGGCUUUGAAGACAGCCCCAAGGCAGAGGGGAAGAAGACAGGAGAACAGGAAGGGCCCCCCCCUGCUCGAUCCAAGCUGGAUGAAUUGCUGGGUCGAGGCACAGCUGCCAAGCUUCUCACUCGCCCAGGCACUGGGGACCGCAGAGAGUUCAAGUUAGACAAGAAGUAUCAGAAGCCAGAGGACAAAGAAGAUAGCUGGGGUGAUGAAAUCCUCACCUUUGGGGCUUACCAGCCUACGGUGGCCUCUGAGGGCCGCCAGUCCCGCAGGCAGUCAGUCAGCAGGUUCUUGGGAGAAGGUGGCCCAGACCCUAAGGGAGAAACCCUAAGCUACAAACAGAGCUCUCCCCCAGCCUCCAGCCCUAUCCACCCCAGGAAAGGAGGAGCUGACUGGCUAGGCCUUAAGGAUGAUGACCUGGACCUCCUGUCUCCCUCUCCUGUUCAAAAGGCCCAACAGGAAGACUCAGCCAUGACACCCUCUUUCCUUCCUCCUACAAACCAGCCCCCAACCCCAGAGCCACAGUCUGCCCCAACUGGACUUCCCUCAGCAGCAAAGCCACCAGCCAAGGGUGCCAAGCCCUCUGUCAAAGCCAGCCAGGCCUCCUCACUGAAAGCAUCUGAGGAGAAAGAAGAUGACUGGUUGAGCCAUGUCAUAUCUCAGAAGAAAUCCCAAAGUCUAGCCAGAGAGGAGCGUGCUGGGCCCACGAAGGAUCUGACUUCAUUGGGGUCACUGGCUCAGACCCCUUCUAGCAGCCUGCCUGUUGCUGGCACUCAGGUCCUUGAACAGGCCACUGCUGGAGAAGCCUUGAGACCAACCACACAAGGAAUUGCAGCUGUCAGGCCUGGUGUCACAGGGGCCUCCAUGAGUUGGAGCCAAGCCACUACUGUUCUCCCUACAGAUGACCCCAAGAGAGGAGUGGCCUCCGCCUCCGGGGACUUCUCUAGCAGAGAGCCUCCAGUUUACACUCCACAUUCCCAGGAACCCUCGGGGCUCUCUGUGCCUAUCCAGACCCUCCUCCCAGAGUCCAUGAUGCACAGUCUGCUGCCAGGCUCGGGAUACCAGAAGCAGCUCCUGGCUGCCCAAGGGCAGCUUCAGAGCAGCACUGCCCAACUGCAGGUUGAGCUGCUGCAGAGCCAGACCAAGGUGUCAGAGCUGGAGGCCCAGGUGCGGAAGUUGGAGCUGGAGCGGAGCCAGCACAGGAUGCUGCUGGAGAGUUUGCAGCAGCGGCACCAGGCAGACCUGGAGCUCAUUGAAGAUGCACACAGAAGCCAUGUCAAGGUGCUAGAAACAUCCUACCAGCAGCGGGAGGAGCAGCUCCGCAGAGAGAAGGAGGUGCUAUCAGCUCAACACACAUCCUACUGCCGGGAAGCUGAGCAGGCCAGAGCUGAGCUCAUAGCCCAGCACCAGCGGCAGAUGGCUGUGGCUGAACAGGAGAAGGACCAGGAGGUUGCACGGCUUCGAGAGCUUCAGCAGGCAUCCAUCCUGGAGAUGCGCAAGGACCAUGAGCACCAGCUGCAGCGGCUGAAGAUGCUGAAGGACCAAGAGAUCGAUGCUGUCACCAGUGCUACCUCCCAUACUCGGUCCCUGAACGGUAUCAUCGAGCAGAUGGAGAAGUUCUCUAGCAGCUUGAACACGCUGUCCUCCCGUGUGGAGGCCUCGCACAUCACCACCUCACAGGAACGAGAGCUGGGCAUCCGGCAGCAAGAUGAGCAGUUGCGAGCUCUGCAGGAGCGGCUGGGCUGGCAACAACGAGACGUGGAGGAAGAGCGUAGCAGGCUACAGGAGGUCAUUGGGAAGAUGGAAGUGCGCCUGAGUGAGCAAAGCCGGCUCCUGGAACAGGAACGUUGGCGGGUGGCUGCCGAGAAGUCCAAGGCAGAAUCAGCCCAACGCACUCUGGAGGAGCAGAGGAAGAUCAUGUUCCAGCAGAUUGCCAUGGAGAGGGAAGAGCUGGAGAGAGCCAAGAGCGCCUUGCUAGAGGAGCAGAAGUCAGUCAUGAGUAAGUGCGCAGAGGAACGGCGGCGCCUGGCAGCAGAGUGGGCGGACUACUUCACACAGCAGAGGCUGAGUAAGGAGCGGGCAGAGCGUGAGGCUGAGAGGGCGAUGCAUGCAGACUCCCAGCGAGAGGGCACCAUCAUCAGCCUGACCAAGGAGCAGGCAGAGCUGACAGUUAGGGCCUGUGAGCUCCGGGCCAAGGAGGAGAAGCUGGUUGCUGAGAGGGAAGCUUUGGAGAGAGAGCGCCAAGAGCUCCGACUGGAGAAGGACAGGUUACACAAAGCCAGCCUGCGCCUCCAGGCCCGUGCACAGGAGGUGGAACACAUGAGUAAGGUAGCCUCCAAGAAGUAUGAGGAGGGUGAGCAGGCCUUGCUGGAGGCCCAGCAGAUGCAGACUGAGCAGCAGGGCCGGCUGCAGGUAGUCCAGCGGCAGCAGGAGUGGCUGCGGCAGCAGGAGCAGCGUGUGCACCAGGAACAUCUGAGCCUGGCUCAGCAGAGACUGCAGCUGGACCGUGUGCGGCAGGAGGUGCCUUCUAGCCUUCCAGGGCUGCCCUCCAGACUCCAGGGCCCAGCAGCCUCCAGCCUGGAUGCUGUCCAGGCCCCUGUUUCCACCACUCCUCAGUGUGGCCAGGCAGCUGCUGCCCAGGUGCCCACACAGCUUCUUGCCAAACUGCUGCUGCUAAAGCACACAGCAGAAGAGGACCACGAUUUCUUGGAAAACGAACAGUUCUUCCUGGAGACGCUGAAGAAAGCGCCCUACAAUAUGGCGUACCAUUCUGCCUGAACAUGCCCACGGCCUCCUCAUCGAACAUCGGGCCCUGGAACUCUCAUCUGCUGCUGAACCGCCCACUUCGGCUUGAGAAAGGCUCCUAGGAAGCACUGCACUGCCCAGAGCCUGAUUACAACUUCUCUGUGGACAGGAUAUCUGUGUGUUCUUCCCAGGCGCUCUGACCUGCAGUUAAGAGGCAGCAGGUGUCUCCCCCAGGGAGCAGUGACAGUAAGGCCAUCUUACCACCCAUCGCCCACAAUUGUCUCAUAAUAAGACCCCAGCUCAUCACCGCCUUCCAUGGCAGCCACUAGGGGUCUUUAUGCCUGGGCUACUUUUGAGGCAGGGGCUUAUUUCAGGGCAGUAGGGUCAUACACCACGAUCAGCCUUUACUCUCCAUGAGAGGUCUUUCAAAUGGGAACAGGGAGAGGGCCUUCUAGCUGCGUGAGUGGGAGGCCUAGCCAGGGACAAGGGUGGCACUGUGCUGGGCGGACCAUGUCAGAUGGAUUCUGGGACUUCAUCCAGCACUUCAUCUCACGCGCAGGCAGCUCACCCAGGGACCUGAUAACUCAGCAGCAACACUGGUUUCUUCUGCGCCAUCCCCGUCCCUACCAGAGGUGGGGUGGGGAGUUGUAGUAGAGCUGUGUGUGGAGAAGUAGAGGAGGAAGGGAAACUGUGAGUGCUAGAGACUCCCUGAAGACUAGGAAGGAGCCCUGGGGCCAGCUGCUGCUCCUCCAGAACCCACUGUGCCAAGACCCUCCAGCAGGGAAUCAGGAGGGCCCUCGGAGGGGAGACGACCCAGCGGACCUAGGACUCGGAAUCUGCACUUGCUACACAGCAGCUCCCUCUCUUCCCACCUGAGAGGGCGCGUCCACAGGAGCAGGCGGGAAGAGGAGGGCACGCCAGAGGAUAAGGGACAGCUGCCCUGCUCUUCAGAACCUCUCCUGGAGGGACCUGCAACCUUGCUAUCCAACCCAUUAAACUGCUGUGUUC